UACAUAAAAGAAAGCAGCGUGUAUGUGUUCUAAGUCUAUGGUAUCCAUAGCAACCAGAAAUCAAGACAUGGCGCCUGGAAGCCAGCCUGUUCUCUCAUCCACUCCUCUGCAGGUGCUCCUAUACCUGAACAGCUGGUACUUUGCUGCCUUCUACCUGGCAGAGAUCCUCAUGUUCAUUUAUAAAGGAAUCUUGUUGCCGUACCCAUCAGACAAUCUGGUUCUGGACGUGGUUCUGCUCCUUCUCUUCCUCGGUUUGGAGACUCUGAGGAUCUUUUAUGGCUGGAAGGGGAACCUGUGUGAGCGUUCUCUGUCCUCCUGCAUGUCCCUCUCCAUCCUGCUUCCCUGUGCGGCACUGGCUGUUUAUUACCUGCUGCUGCAGACCUUCGUCCUUCGCCUCGAGUUUAUCCUCAGCUCCAUCCUGCUCUGCUUCUACAGCCUAGAGUUUCUCCUUGGAGUCAUCUCCAUAUCCACCUUCUCCAGGUCUAAGGUUUACUGAAGAACAAACCAUCAUCUGAAACACAUCAGGACAGACCAGAUGAGCCUUCCUCACUCUAAAAGGAACCUGUAUUUUUAUACAACGAUAUUAUUUUGUAAAUAUGUUUAAAGUUUUCCUUCUGUAAGACUGUUUUAUGUCUGAACUUUCUAAAUAAAAGCCAAAGUGACAAAGCCAAACACUAA
Messenger RNA from Nothobranchius furzeri (turquoise killifish), 678 nucleotides. RefSeq names its product transmembrane protein 216 (gene tmem216). Gene Ontology annotation, cellular component: ciliary transition zone. NCBI's taxonomy places the organism in Eukaryota, Metazoa, Chordata, Actinopteri, Cyprinodontiformes, Nothobranchiidae. The record is from RefSeq and is a predicted model, not a curated record. Gene Ontology annotation, biological process: non-motile cilium assembly.